UGGGAAAUAAUUUUUGUUCCAUGUUUCAUACAUGGUCUGUUUAAAACUUUAGAACCAAAAAUGGUACAGAAAAAAGGUCAACAGUUUCAGAAACUAGACUACAUAUGUAUCUGUUCAAUACAUUUUUAUAUCAGAUCAAUUAACUUGAAUUUUUGGCCUUGUUGUUUACUUCUGCUUGACCGGGGCCCCCCAGUUUUUAAUUUUGGCCUCUGUGAAUUUGAGUUUGACUCUCCUGAUGUACAUCAUUCAUGCAGUAUUAUCUAUUUUAAUCUUGUUGUUGUUAUGUAAUCAUAUGCAAAUGUGAUCAUGUGAAAGCGCUUUGGAACCUCUGUUGUCAUGGUAACGCAGUGGGAGUUCUUUGUGAGGUUCCGUGGAAAAGUGUGUAAAGGGUCACAGCACAUUCCAGUCUCCAGUCAGAACCACAGGCCUGAAGAUGAGUGAGCAGAGCGAGAGCAGCGUCCAGAGCGUCCAGAGCGUCCAGAGGGACGCUGUGCUCCUCGUACAACACCAAAGAUUUCUCGUGCACAAACCCAUCCUCAUUGACUCCAGCCAGGUUUUUAGAGCCAUGUUUGAACGCUGGGACCAUCACGAUGAUAAAGUCUUCACAGUCGGUGGAAUCUCUCCUGAGACCAUGUCCCUGGUGCUCGAGUGGAUCUACACCAAGUCCAUUGUCCUGCGCGCGGAGACAGUCCAGGACCUUCUGUUGGCUGCUGACAUGCUGCUGCUGGACCAGCUCGUCCUGCUCUGCUUCCAGUUCAUGGAGGAGAACAUGAGCCCAGAAAACUGCAUCGGCAUCUGGAAGUUCUCGGAUGUCGUGCUGUCCAGCAAAACUCGGGAUUUGGCCCGGAGGUUCAUCCUGAGGAACUUUGAGGAGGUGAUGGACUGUGAGGAGUAUCAGGAUCUCACUGGAGAAGAGCUGAGUGGGUUUAUAGAAAGUGACCAACUCCACGCCAAAGACGAGACGGUGGUUUUUAAGGCUAUUGUGCACUGGACCAACCACAACGUCCAGGAACGCAGAGAGCAUUUUCCACAACUGCUGUCAAAGGUUCGUUUCGCUGAGAUUUCGUGCAACUUCAUACAUGACAACAUUCUCAAUAACCCCCUGGUGAACAACAUCUCCUGUUUAUCCAUAAUGACAAACGCCUUGGACACCAUCUCUGAACUUCUCAUCAACCCCGGCGCCCUGCACCGCCUGCACCGCCCCCGACUCCCUGAAGCCGUCCUCUUGGCCGUUGGAGGCUUGAGCAGCUGGAAAGCCACCAAUCAAAUCGAAGCGUACGACUACAAGGUCGAUCGCUGGGUUCACAUCAUGAACUCCGAGAGGCCCAGAGCGUACCACGGCUGUGUGUUCCUCGACGGCUCGCUCUAUUGUGUCGGAGGAUUUGACCGACGGGAGUAUUUUAACAGCGGGCGGCGUCUGGACCUGGCGACCAACACCUGGCACGAGAUGCCCCCCAUGAACCACAGACGCUGCUACGUGAGCGUGGCGGUGCUGAACGGCCUCAUUUAUGCCAUGGGCGGCUUCGACGGGAACACGAAGCUCAACACGGCCGAAGUGUUUGACCCCCAGACCCGCUGCUGGUCCCUGAUCACCCCCAUGAACGAGCAGAGGAGCAGCGCCAAAUGUGCCGCUCUGAACGGAAAGAUCUACAUAUGUGGAGGCUUCGACGGCUCUCGGUGUCUGCAGACGGCCGAGUGCUACAGCCCCGAAACAAACCAGUGGAGCUUUAUCGCUCCCAUGACGACCAGACGCAUCGGGCUCAGUGUCACCGCCUACGACAACAGCAUCUAUGCGGUCGGGGGUUUUGACGGGACUAAACGCCUCCGCAGCGUGGAAGUCUACAGUCCACGCUCCGACUCCUGGAAGGAGGUGGCGCCCAUGAACACCGCACGCAGUUACUUUGGCAUCGCCGUCUUAAAUAACCGGAUCUUCGCUGUGGGCGGAUACGACGGCUUCACCACCUUCUGUGUGGAGGCGUACGACCCCCUAGUGGACAGCUGGAGUGAGGUCUGUGACAUGGACAUCGCCAGGAGCGGCUUAAACUGCUGCGUCAUCUCCGACCUUCCCAACAUGUCCGACUACACCUUCUCCAGACACGCUCUUCCUCUGCUCUACGUAGAGACAGACGACGACGACGAGGAGUUUGAGGACGCCACAUAAACACACCCUAAAGUAUGGAGUA
Boleophthalmus pectinirostris (great blue-spotted mudskipper) is the source of this 2183-nucleotide messenger RNA. Its product is annotated as kelch-like protein 10. Bases 434 to 2161 code for a protein of 575 amino acids. NCBI's taxonomy places the organism in Eukaryota, Metazoa, Chordata, Actinopteri, Gobiiformes, Gobiidae. The record is from RefSeq and is a predicted model, not a curated record. The transcript has 5 exons. Gene Ontology annotation, molecular function: protein binding.